This is a messenger RNA of Emericellopsis atlantica, 1963 nucleotides long. RefSeq lists its product as uncharacterized. Lineage: Eukaryota; Fungi; Ascomycota; Sordariomycetes; Hypocreales; Bionectriaceae. The coding region runs from base 294 to 1814 and encodes 506 amino acids. The transcript has a single exon. The record is from RefSeq and is a predicted model, not a curated record.
AUAUUUAUGUAACGCACCCUCAUUUUCGCUACAACGUUCGGUCCAAGAUUUUCUGCGAUUAUAUACCUGUGCCUCUCCCAGCCGCCUGGCCUCUGCGACUGCGCGCAUGUGACGUAUAUCGGAUAAUUGCCAUCCUGCUUGCUGCCUUGGUAAAUACUACUACUAACUACAUCAUCCGCCGACCCCUCCUGGGUCCUGCUUGGACUCUGGGUCUCUCCUCCGCCCUGUUUGAGAAAAUUGUCGAUUGCUAGAUUCCGACAAAGAGCCCCGAGGAACGAAGCAUCGUAGCCACAAUGCUCGACGAGAACCUCCCAACCUACCGCUUCCGGCAGUCCUCUGACAAUCAGCUCAACAGCCUCCUCUACUUCACACACAAUGGCUCCGAGCCCUCGGCAGACUACUUGAUUAAGCGUCCGCCGCCCUCCACCUCGCCGAACCAAUAUGCGCUGGGCCUCUUUGACCUGAAAUACGCCUCUGUUCUCUACGCUGAAGUCCUCGUCAAGCCAGAGUGGCAGCAGCCCACGCUCUCUGCCGCCGAAGUCCGCGCAAACGGAGGAAACCCCGUGGCCACGCCGCUCAUACCCAACUCGUUCACCAUCGAUCUCUACAACCCCGACCAGAGCAUCCAAAUAAAAUACCAGUCUGGCAGCUGGAGCAAGGAUGCGUGGGAGUUUGAGGUACCGCAACGUAGCUUCAAGCAGCCGACCAAGAGCCAAAUCGACCAGGAUGGACCGGAGACGACCAUCUCCGACCUGAUACCCAAGGUGAACUUUCGGUGGAAGCGCGACAGUCGGAUGAGCCGAGACAUGACGUGCUACAUGUCAGGCAAGACGGUCGGGGGUCAGAAGAGCAAAGAGCCGGACAUCACCAUUGCCUUGUUCAAGGCAGGGAAAUCCGGCGGCUCGGUUUCGAUAUACGAGCCGAACAUGGCACGCGUGGACGUGGAGGAUCGAAAAGGGCUGGAAGUCACCCUCUUGCUGAGUGCCGAGGUGAUCCGGGCGCUGUAUCUGUCACCGAAGCCGGACUUAUUCAACACCGCAGGCGUUCCGCCGCCGCCAACGACGACCAAGGGCACGGCAGCGCCGUCGACCGGUAGACCGGCAGCGGCCACGUCCGGAGCUGCUGGUUCAGGGGCGGCCAUGUCGGGUGCCAUUGGGAACAUGCAGCCCGCACCGCAGCCGCCGCGCCCCGCGAACCAAUCGACGGAGAAAGACCCAGAUGCCGUGGCACGCUUUGAGAUUGACGCCGAGAAACGUCGUCGGCAAGCCAUGAUUGAGGAGCAGAAUGCUCGAGAGAGGCGGGUUCAGCAGGAGCAGGAAGAAAUCAAACGCAUGCUCGAGCGCGAGGAGCGUCAAGAGGCAGAACGUAGAAGGCGCGCAAACGAGGAGCGGGAGCGCAAGGUCGCCAAGGAGACGGAGAAGCUGCUCAAGCAAUACGGGCCCCAGCCCACGCUGCCACCUCGUCCGGGCGGUGCCGCGCAGAUGAGCGGCGGCGCGGCAGGUUGGCACACCCCAAAUCAAGGACCAGCAGCGCCGGCACAGCCUCAGCGACGACCGAGGAGCGUGGAUCCGCCCAGGGCCAAUGUUCGCUUUGCACAGCAGGAAACUUCACCCACACAGCAGCCGCAAUAUAGCGGAGGACCUGCUCACGGCGGCGGUGUCAGCGCGGCUGCGAAGAAGAAGCUCAACAACUUCCUGUCUACCUCGUCGCCCUACUCUGGCCCAGGGGCGGCGAGCAUGAGCACCUUUUUUGGAAAGCCAAGUGAGGAAGACAAGAGGAACAAGGUCAAGAAGAAGAGGAGCACGCACUUCUGAGGAGGAAGGACCAUGCAUUGGGAAGCAAACUACUUGGCGUUGGGGUUUGAACUUUGAUGAUACCAGAUAUACGUAUAUACAUGGCGAGCGCAAACUUAUGACCAUUGCAAGAGCACCCUGCCUACGUGGCUUCUCUGGGCAUGUGUAGC